AUGGAGCGAGAAUCUGUUACACCAGUUGAAAGAGAUGGAGAGGGCAGUGAUAUGUCUAAGUUGCCUCAAGAUAUGAAGGAAAUGGUAUUUGCAAAGCUUUCAUUUCAAUCAAUCUAUGGCUCUCGUGCAGUCUGUAAGGAAUGGAAUUCCAUUUUAUCUUCCCAUAAUUUUCUGUUAUCGCUGCCCACUCAAAAUCCAUGGCUUCUUAUAUAUGGUAAAAAAUUAGAUGGAAAUAGGUAUUACAUGGCCUACCAUUUUUUGGCACAAAAAUGGAUGACCCUCCCUCUCUCUUUUCUUCCAAAUCUUCAGAGAGCUAAUGUCAGAGAUUUAUCAGGUUGGGGACAGGGAUUGCUGCUCUUUCAAGAAACCCCCACUCCACAAUUAUUUAUUUGCAAUCCCCUAAUGAGAUCUUAUGCAGAGUUAAAAAUAAAAUUGACAAACAAAUUUAUCCGUAUUGUACAAGGAGGAAACAAAGGGCCCUAUUUGGUAGUGUGUCCCCAUUCUAAAAAUUUUUCCAUCAAAAUCUACCACUACUUUCAAGAUUCAUGGAAGAUUAAGCUACAGUUUGCAGCUGAAAGGGGGUCUAAUAUAUCAGGUCAUCGAUUGAGAGAAAUGGUUCAAUGCAAUGACGCUCUUUUCUGGAUGACAUUGUUGCCUGAAACUAUUGUGGGGUACAAAAUCAAAGAUGAGGGUUUCAUAAAUCCUGUUACAGUAGCCCCAUUACCUCCUGAAAUUGUUCAGCCUGGUGGGCAUAUUUUGUGUAUUGUUUCAUAUGGUGAGUCCGUUCUUCUUGUGGGGAGCACAAGAAGAAUUACUACACUUCAGAGACUUGGUAGAAGUCCUUGGUUGUUUAGAGGAAUUGUUAUCUGGGAGUUGUUUGAGGAUGAGGGAGAUGAGUUGGUUUGGAAGUGGAAAGAGUUUGGAAGAAUUCCUCAACAGUCUAUCCCUCAACAUCUUGAUCCAACUUCUAUUGGACAGUGCGUUUGUGUGGGAGAUUACCUGUGCUUCAGCCUUGUAUGGUCAUGUGAAAGUCCGCCAAUAUUUGCAUAUAAUCUAAAGGGUGGGUUUUGGCAACGCCUUCCUCCGUGUACAAAUCAUUAUCUUAAACAGAUGAAGAUGAUGUCAUUUGAACCGAAGCUCAAUAAUUAUCAGUUUCUAGGGAAAUCAAGGGAAUGA
Molecule: messenger RNA, 1176 nt
Organism: Cryptomeria japonica (Japanese cedar)
Lineage: Eukaryota; Viridiplantae; Streptophyta; Pinopsida; Cupressales; Cupressaceae
Product: F-box/kelch-repeat protein At5g15710-like
Exons: 1
Coding region: 1-1176 (391 amino acids)
Molecular function (GO): protein binding
Source: RefSeq, a predicted model, not a curated record